This is a messenger RNA of Fraxinus pennsylvanica, 1794 nucleotides long. The record is from the annotation of a GenBank genome assembly. Lineage: Eukaryota; Viridiplantae; Streptophyta; Magnoliopsida; Lamiales; Oleaceae.
AUGGAAGCAAAGUUUGCAAGGGUAUUGGAUAGUGGUCGGCAUGCUGUUGUUGACUUGAAGAGAAAGCGAGCGACCAGCGGGACCUGUUUUAAGGGAGAUACUGACCUGGUGUUGCCUCUACGAUCUACUGCCAGUUCCUUCGUCCGCAAGCUUGGCAAACGGAGGAAAUUGUAUGAAUCUAAAAGCAAGCAUGGUUUUUGUUCCAUAUCCUCUGGGAAAUCUUUGCUUAAAUAUUAUUCGAACUUCAAGAAAAGUGGGCUUCCACACCGGUUGAUGUAUUAUUACCAUGGUGAAUGGAAUGAUUUCCCCCAGGAUAUUGUUAAAUCGGUUCAGAAUGACCUUAUCAUGAAGAAGACUGCUGUGGAGGUGGAUAUUAAUGGUAAUAUUGUUUUACUGGACUUCCUCCAUAUGAUGCAGAUGGACUUGAAUACUGGUCUGCAUCAACCUAUUGCAUGGAUUGAUGAGAGUGGAAACUGUUUUUUCCCUGAAAUCUUUGCUGAUUAUGACAAAGCACAAGGGUCCCACUAUGAAUUUGACGAAGGUCACAGUCAUCUAGUUUCUGAGCACCAGGGACCUGAAAAUAUCAAGUUACAUCUUGAGAUUGAAAUAAAUGGAUCAGAUGCUUUUGAGCGGAAGGAAUCUGUUGGGGAGUCAAAUGUUAAGCAAAUACAAGUUCAUCAGAAUCUUGCUGAAAAAGAUUGUGAUGAAGUUAAUAGUAGUUGUACCAGAGUAUCAGCUGUGGAAGUUGAUAGGAAAUCUGAAGAAAUAAAAAAGAUGGGAGGAAAAAUGGUCACGAUGGUUGAUCACGUACAGGGGUUUCUGAAUGCCGACACUGUAAAGAAGAUAUUUUUUACAGGUAUUGGCUCAUCUGCCUGUGCAGAAGUGGUUGAUGUGCGUCGUGGUUCAAGCACUACGAUGGAAGCUCGGUUAGAGCUUUUCCAGAAGCAGGUCGAAAUUACUAAAAUGUACCGUGGGGAUUCAAAUGUCCAGUAUGCUUGGCUUCCUUGUUCUAAAGGAACAGUCUCGGGUAUAAUGAAGUAUGGAGUUGGCCAUUAUGAGCUGUCUAAAAUUAAGCCCACGUAUGGGAUUGGGAUUCAUCUUAUCCCUGCUGAUUGCACAGAGAUCAGUGCAAGUUACUAUGAUGUUGACGAAAAUGACACAAGACAUGUAGUAUUCUGUCGUGUAAUAAUGGGAAACAUGGAGCUUGUUCAUUCUGGAAGAAAACAGUUCCAUCCCAGCAGUGAGUACUUUGAUAGUGGAGUUGACAAUCUUCAAAAUCCAAAGUGGUAUAUAGUAUGGAACACAAAUAUGAAUUCUCACAUCUACCCAGAGUACGUUGUUAGUUUCAAGAUGGCUUCUGAUGUUGAAGGACCUAAGGUUGAAACCGAGAGCAGGGUUGAUGUUUCAGGGAUCAGUUCUUGUUAUGAAAGACCUCAAGCCCGGCUACAUCUGGGUUCCCCAUCGACAGAAUUGGGAAGUGACUGUCAUCAUGCCUCGGCUGAAAUGUCUUUGAAGGAUGCUAUGGUUCCAAGUCCGAGUUCAUCAAGGGUUCCCAAGAGCCCUUGGAUGCCAUUCUCUAUGUUGUUUGCUGCCAUCUCGAAUGAAGUUCCUUCUAAAAACAUGGACCUUGUCAAUGCCUACUAUGAGUUAUUCAAGAAUAAGAAGAUAAAUCGGGAUGAUUUUGUUAAGAAGUUGAGGUUGAUUGUUGGAGAUGCCUUGUUGCGGUCUGCAAUAACUAGCCUUCAGUGCAAGAUACCCUCAAAAUCCAACAUAGAAAUGGCGACAUCUAAAUAG